This is a messenger RNA of Oncorhynchus masou masou (cherry salmon), 2746 nucleotides long. Its product is annotated as cytosolic sulfotransferase 2-like. The record is from RefSeq and is a predicted model, not a curated record. NCBI's taxonomy places the organism in Eukaryota, Metazoa, Chordata, Actinopteri, Salmoniformes, Salmonidae. The transcript is spliced from 9 exons. Gene Ontology annotation, cellular component: cytoplasm. The coding region runs from base 258 to 1133 and encodes 291 amino acids. Gene Ontology annotation, molecular function: aryl sulfotransferase activity. Gene Ontology annotation, biological process: sulfation.
GAGAAUGGGGAGGAGACAGGAAAGGAGGAACACAGAGAAUAAAUUAGGAGUCGUUUUGUAAGCCGUGCAUUCACCCUGAGGUAUCUUACUCAGAAAGAGCAGGAGACACCGAAACCGUGCACGGGCGGAUUAAAUAUCCGUAGAAUAAAGACCUGGCCCCAUUCGGAGGGUUCUGUACAGGCCGGUGGCAAACUGGUAUGCGACAGAAACGGUGACGAGAUCCAACCAACAUUGAAACCUCCGCUGCAAUUAAUAAGAUGGAGCUGCCACCUCGACCAAAACUCUUUGACUUCCAUGGAGUCUCCAUGACCAACUACUUCACCGGCAACUGGGACAAUGUACAGAACUUCCAGGCCAGACCAGAUGACAUUCUCAUCGCUACCUACCCCAAAGCAGGAACCACAUGGGUCUCCUACAUUCUAGACCUGCUGUAUUUUGGACAGACAGCCCCUGAGCGUCAGAGACCCAUCUUUGAGAAAGUUCCUUUUCUGGAGUUGCUCAUUCCUCUUUACCCUCCAGGGGUGGAGGUGCUGGACAAACUAACCACCUCUCCUCGCCUCAUCAAGAGUCACCUCCCAAUCCAGUUGCUGCCCAAGUCCUUCUGGGAGCAGAACUGCAGGAUAGUGUAUGUGGCCCGUAAUGCCAAGGACAGUGCUGUGUCUUAUUUCCACUUUGACCGCAUGAACAGGACACAGCCAGAGCCAGGAGUCUGGAACAACUACUUACAGAGAUUCAUGGAUGGAAAGAUGGUGUUUGGUUCGUGGUACGACCAUGUGACUGGCUGGUGGGAGAAGAAACUGACUCACUCAAAAAUCCUCUACCUCUUCUAUGAGGACAUGGUUGAGGAUACAGGGAGAGAGCUGGACAGGCUGUGCUCCUUCCUGGGUUUGUCUCCUUCAGCAGAGGAGGAGGAGUGGGUGAGAGGACGAGUGCAGUUUGAUAAUAUGAAGAAGAACAGCAUGGCCAACUAUUCCACCCUCCCAAUCAUGGAUUUCAAGAUCUCUCCAUUCAUGCGAAAAGGAAAGGUUGGUGACUGGAAGAACCAUUUCACUGUAGCCCAGAAUGAACAGUUUGAUGAAGACUAUAAGAAGAAGAUGAAGAACACCAGCGUACUGUUCCGCACUGUAGUUUAGGAGUUGUGGUCAAGUUGAUUGUCUGAUUGUUUGCGGUCAGGUUGAUUGAUUGUUUAUUUGGCGCAUAUGGACCUACGAUAGGCUUGGCUGGGAGAAUAGAAUGGAGAACAGCAUUAUUAAGCAUCAAACAUUGUUUUAUGCUGUUUCAAAAAUAUACAUACUUUGAAACUGUAACAAUUCCUAUUUGUAUACAGUAUGACUAAAUGUAAUACAUUGAUGUUUGUUUGAUUGUAUUUAUUUUUACAGGGACAGUGCACAUUAGUCAACGUUUGAGUAAAAGUUCUGGUUUUAGCCAGCCGGCUAAUUUUCAACCGUAGUCCCUGGGCAGGUUAUUAAACACAAUUACAAUACAUACAAUCAAUGAGCAGUAAGCACACGCAGAGCAACAUAGGACAAACAAGACGAAAAAGCAACCAGACAAAAUCCAUAGAAGCAACAAAGUGUUUCCACACCUCACAAGCUACAGACAACAGCCAAAAUGGAAAGCGGCAAUACACAGCUUGUCACGGCCGUCGUUAAAGAAAGACCAAUGUGCAGCGUGGUGAGCAUACUUUUUCUUUUGUAAAACAUCGUCAUCAACAAAACAAGAAAUAACAAAAACGACCGUGACGCUUACAAGGGCAAUAGUGCCACUAACUCAAGUCAACUUCCCACAAAUAACAAAAGGAAAAAAGGCUACCUAAGUAUGAUUCCCAAUCAGAGACAACGAAUGACAGCUGUCCCUGAUUGAGAACCAUACCCGGCCAAAACAAAGAAAUACAAAAACAUAGAAAAUGGAACAUAGAAUGCCCACCCAAAUCACACCCUGACAAAACCAAAAUAGAGACAUAAAAAUCUCUCUGAUGUCAGGGCGUGACACACCUAGGGAUUAUGUUCACAAAUCUGAUUGACCUUUAGCCAUGUCUUCAUGUUUUUUUGUGAAAGUGUGAUAGGUGAGAGUCCAUACAGUAACAAAUAUGUAAAUGGAGAAGAGCAUUAUUAAGCAUCAGGCAUUGUUUUAUUCUGUUUCAAAAAUAUACAUACUUUGAAACUGUAACAAUUCCUACUCGUAUACAGUAUGACAAAACACAAUACAUUGAUGUUCAUGUACUUGUACUUAAAAUAUUAUGAAAUGUCCAUAUGACCCAAAGUGGUCAAAGAGCCAGUAAUUUGCACAUACACACACACCCUCCACGUUUCACAGCUGUCUCAGCUGUAUGUUCACUACGCCUGACACUUGCACUGUAACAAGGGGGAUGGGGCUGUUGUUCACCUGAAGUGCUUCUACUGUUUGGAAUGAUAGAAAAUUACACUUUGUAUCUUCCAACCUACUUUAUUCAAUUUGCCUGAAAUCAAAUAAUGUAUUUUUUAGAUCAGUAUGAUUUUUUCAAACUUAAUGAAAGCUUCUAAGUUGCUUUCAACAACUCAUGUGCAUGCACAUUGAAUGGCGGCAGGGGCAAUGUAGUGGUGACAACUCAGAAAAGUUGGAGGUGUGGCUAAUGGGGACUAUUUUUCCACACGAGAGAGUGAAUGUCAUUCCAGUUAAUGUGGUCUAUUGUAUUUGAUGUUAAAUGUUAAACUUCUACACUGCCAGCAUCUGUAAUGAUACUUAAAUAAAUGCAUGUGGUACUAAA